Messenger RNA from Phragmites australis (common reed), 2948 nucleotides. RefSeq names its product UTP:RNA uridylyltransferase 1-like. Gene Ontology annotation, molecular function: RNA uridylyltransferase activity. The transcript has 6 exons. Lineage: Eukaryota; Viridiplantae; Streptophyta; Magnoliopsida; Poales; Poaceae. The record is from RefSeq and is a predicted model, not a curated record. Bases 238 to 2655 code for a protein of 805 amino acids.
CUUUUUUGGAAAGCUCUCCCCCGGAUCUUGGUGGCGAGCGGCCAUGGGAGGGUGGAAGACGAAGAGGUACAUGUGCGGUGGGAACACCAUGCGCACGGCAGAAAAAAGCCUGUUCCGUUCCGAUCAGGACUGCGAAAGCGUGAGCACAAAAACAGAAAAGUGCCGACGAAAGUGACGAUAGAAAAACUAAGCCCGCAAGGUUUCGCGACGCACCAACCAACCCCUCGCCUUCACCCGAUGGCCUCGUCCGGCGGCGGGGGCAGAGGGUCCCACCCGUCAGUCUCCUCAUCCGCCGCCAACCACCCCUCGCCGGCGUCGCUCGACGGCGGCCUCCUCCUCCGUCUCCUCCAAAACCCUCCUCCCCACCCGCGCGCGCAAACCCCCGCCCCGCCCCCCGGCGCACCGGGGCCGCAGGACUUCUUCGUCGACCCCGCCGUCGCCGCUGUGGGGCCGCUCUUCCCCACCCCGCCGCAGAUGCAGGGGGGCGGCUUCGCGUGGCCCUCCCCCUCGGCCCAGCAGCCGCCGCAGCAGCAGCAGCUCCGGUUCCCCGAUCCCCGAUUCGCGCCGUCCGUGGAUCCCUACGCGGCGCUACGCGGCGGUGGGUUUGAAGCCGCGGAUGCGGUCAGGCCAGAGAGGCCCCGGCCAGGGGCGCCGCCUCCGGGUUUCGGCAAGGUUUCGCACCAGGCCGCCUCAGGCCGUGAGACGCCGAAUGCGUUUGGGGGGAUGCCGAAUAGGGAGCAGAACCAGCAUCGUCCAAGGGGUUUCAGUAGGACGUUGAAUAAAGAGCCUCGGACCACUGAAGCCGCUCAGGAAGUGUUCGGCAUUCCUGGCAGAAAUCCGCUUGGAGAGCAGCAUAUGCCAAUAACCAGUGGCCGUGAUGCUGCUGCAGGAAUGAUGUAUAGGGAGCAGCGGCAUGAUCACUUUUUAUCAAGGACACCGCCUGAUAUGAAUGGCAACAGACCGUUUGGUCGGAUGCCUCUUGGAGAGCCGCAUACGCUUCCUAGCCCAGGUGGCAGGACACUACGUGGAGAUCAGCACACGCCUCAGAUCACAGGGGGCGGGAUACUUCACAGAGGUCAGGGGCAGCAAGACCCACGUGUAGCGAACACACCACAAAGGGAGCAACGGUGGCAAGGGUAUAGGGACGAAAAGGGCCAUGUUCCACGGAAGCUGCCAAAUGUGAAUGUGCGUGAUAUAUUUGGUAAGAAACCAGUGAAAGAAUUGCACCAUGUAACAGUACCUGCCAGUAGUUCAGUUCCUGUGUAUGUUAGGGAGGAUAGAGUGAAUAGUUUGGACGAUGCUAUAAUUGGGGAAGUAGGUUUGGAGCAUGGAAUGGGUGGAGAGGUGGUAGCGGAGGCAAGGAAGUUUGAAGUAUCGCAUCAGAAGAGCGAGGUUAGAUUUGCCAGGGAGGAUGAGGAAGAAGACAAUGAUGGCAGGGAGGAGGAUGUUAUGAUUGAGCAGUUGACGGAAAGUCUGGUGAUUAAUGACAAUGGUGAGGCCAAGGGAGUGGUAUUGCAAAAAAGUGGCCUAAGGAGCAAGGACUUCAGGUCAGACUUUUCUAGAGGGCAUCAUGUAUCAAGCCAACGUAUAAGAAUUCAGAGGAGACACAGGCCAUGUCGCUAUGACAUAGAUCAAUUUACACCUAGUUUCUUGUUAAUUUUUGAAUCAUUAGUGCCUUCAGAGGAGGAAAUUGCAAAGCAGAAGCAGUUGUUAACAGCUCUCAGCAGACUAAUAAACAAGGAAUGGCCUAAUUCAAGACUAUACCUCUAUGGAUCAUGUGCAAAUUCCUUUGGUUUCUCAAAUAGUGAUAUUGACCUUUGUCUCUCUAUUGAUGACAAGGAAAUGAGCAAGGUCGAUAUUAUAUUGAAAUUAGCAGACAUUCUCGAAGCUGGUAAUCUCCAGAAUAUUCAGGCAUUAACUCGAGCAAGAGUCCCAAUAGUGAAGCUUAUGGAUCCAGAAACAGGGCUUUCCUGUGAUAUAUGUGUCAAUAAUCUUUUAGCAGUUGUUAACACAAAACUUUUGAAAGAUUAUGCACAAAUAGAUAGAAGGUUACGGCAGUUGGCAUUCAUUGUGAAGCAUUGGGCUAAAUCUCGCCGAGUAAAUGAAACUUACCAAGGAACACUUUCUAGUUAUGCAUAUGUAAUAAUGUGCAUCCACCUCCUACAGCUGCGAAGAAUACUCCCAUGUCUACAGGAAAUGGAGACAACCUACUAUGUCACUGUGGAUGAAAAUAACUGUGCUUACUUUGACCAAGUGGACAAGCUUAAUAACUAUGGCGCUCACAACAAAGAUACCGUCUCAAGGCUGCUUUGGGCCUUUUUCCAUUACUGGGCGUAUGAGCAUGAUUACACAAGAGAUGUCAUAUCGAUUCGUACUGGAAGGAUCAUUAGCAAGGAGAGGAAAGACUGGACGAGACGGGUUGGAAAUGACAGGCAUCUCAUAUGCAUUGAGGAUCCUUUUGAGACCUCCCAUGAUCUUGGUCGUGUUGUCGACAAGUUCACCAUCAAAAUACUCCGGGAGGAAUUCGAGCGUGCUGCCAAUAUACUGCAGUUUGAUCCAAACCCCAGUGUCACGCUUUUUGAGCCUUAUGUGCCCCCUCUGUUGCCGAGCCUGAUCCAGGAAGAAAUGGUGAGCACUGCUGGAGUAGAUCUAUGAUCACAAUCUUUUGUCAUGCUUCAAGAGGUCCCUUUGUUUCGAAGGAUUAUCCAAUGGCCAUUUUAUUUUGUGCAUAGUUGUACAAUAUAUAUUUAGUUGUGAACUAACCUGAGGCCUCAGGUGGGCAACAGCACCUAGCUGCUUAAGGUUGGGCCAGCAAUAUUUGCUAUCAGACUUCUAGCGCUAUCAAUUUCAAUGUACAUGUUGGUGAUUGAACCAGACGGUACCGCCCUUUUCAUGAUUCGGAGGUUUAGCAAAAUAUGUUAUGCAAGAGGAUCCUUGAGUUGUGUCAA